AUGAGCUGGCUCAUCAUUUUCUUUGCCAUUAAAUUUAUUGAAUUUGCAGAUUGUUCUCCACCUUCUCAGCCCCAAAACGUCCAUGUUGUGAAUAGAGACAAUUCUUUUAUUGUUACUUGGGAAGUUCCUUCACAAACCUACGGAAACAUCACCAAUUACGUGCUACUGGCGACCAUUUUACCGGAAGAGAGCCACACUACAUACAGAUCAAAUAUACCUAUGGCAAUCAUAGAUGCAUCUUUGCAGGCUGGAAGAAUGUUCCUUAUCACAGUGACAGCUGAGAACAAGAAUGGCCUAAGCAAACCUUCCAGACCAUUUUAUAUACGAAAACCCUGUGGAAGGAAAAUCACCAUGGUGCCAGGAUCUAGGAAGACAAUUUCUUCUCCAGGUUUCCCAAGUCUAGUAAAAAGGGGAGUGCACUGUCAAUGGGAUAUCAAAACAGAAGAAACACAUAUAUUGCAUUUUCAUUUUCUCCAAAUCGAUCUUGGAGAAAACAAUAAUUCAACAAAGCAUCCGCCUUGUACUGACGCGUUUAUAUCAGUAGGGGACAGUUUGCAUAAAAUUUGCAGAAACAGUUCUGACUUAAAUGGCAGUUCAAUGGAAACAGUUUUAUUUUCUAGUGGAAUGAAGAGAAUCAAUAUCACAGGAUUUCAAAUAUUGGUUACAGCAAAAGUUAAAGCACCUGGACCACCAGUUAAUAUUACAAUGACGUCAUCCAAAACCGGCGUGUUUAUCAAAUGGUUACCACCAGUUGGACAUUACAUACCUUUGACCUCAUACACCCUGAAAUAUCGUCUAACAAAUUACCAGAGAGAAAUCGUGCUCUCUCCCAGAACUACAUGGUUUAGCAUUGAUACCCGAAAUUUCAAAGGACAACUUCUCAUGAUUUCUGUAUUUGCCAACAUAAGUAAAACAAAAGGAGAAGAAAGCAAGGAAUUAUAUUUUAGGGCCUCAUGUCACAGGAAGGUCAAAUUAUCAAAGUCAGAAGUAGAAAUAGUGUCCCCUGGAUACCCUGAUUUCUACCCUCCCGGUCUUAGCUGUUCCUGGGAAAUAGUGAACCCCAAAACAGAAAACAUGACGAUAAUAAUAGUGGACAUGGAUAUAGAGAACAGCUUAUCGUGUAGUAGUGACUAUCUGGCUGUUUCUCUUGGGGAAUCUUAUAGAAAAUGUGGAGUUACUGAUAGACCAAUGAAAGUGACUACACGGAACAAUUAUGUAAAUAUUAGAUUUGUGUCUGAUUUCAAAAACCAGGGACAUGGAUUUCGGAUCAAAGUUAAAAAAACUCAAGCAGUAAUAGCUGAGACAUCGACAACCAAGUAUGAUUUUACUUCAACACAAGAAAAGAGCUAUUCUACAAAACCUAUGGUAACAAACACUGAAUCCACAGAAGGAAGCACAAAAACUGCAUCGAUUACGAUUCUGCCAACUCGUGAAUUAACAGCAAUUGCAGUGAAGUCGACUCAGAAUUUGAAUUCAAAUAUUUUUUCAGAAAGGACAGAGUUCAGUAUCACAACAGAAAAACAAGAUCAGUCACAUUUAACACAAAAUGCCAGCUUAAAUACGAAUCUUCUCACAAAUGAAAUAUUAACAGAAUUUAGUUCUACAAAAUCAUCGACUUCAUUACCUCAAACACGAAAGUACACGUCAUACAAAGACAGGCCUUCAAUGCUGAGACCAUCAUCGUUAUCAUCUUCGUUUUUAUCAUCAUCAUCAUCGACACCGCCAACAACAACAAAAACACCAUCAACAUUAGAGCCUCUUUUUAAGUCGACCAUGACUCUGAGAAGAAAUUUGAUAUCAACGAUUUUACCGUCUACAUUCAACAUUCCUACGUCAUCAGUUUUGUCCACAGAGUUAUCAAAAUCAUCAUCAUCUCGCCGCUUUGAACAAACGCACAAUGUGACAACAGAUGCAAGUAUACACUCAUCAAAUCAUCGUAAUGAGAUUAAUAAAAGUAGUAUAGAAAACAUCUUGCAUAAUAUCUCGGUAAACCUUGAAUUCAUGAACAGAAAAAGAAAUAUUCGUAAUUCCAUUCCCAGCAGCAUGCUUUCGUCCUUACAUGAUAAGCUGUACACCAUUUUCAACAAUCCCUCUGGUAUUCUUGUUGAUCUUGAACUUAGAGUGACUAGAACAGAAUUCAAUUCUAUUCAUGUGUUGGUUACCCUAAUGUACAGCGUGCCAAAGCUUUUAAAAAAGAUGAAAACCGAUAUCAAAUUCCAUCUCAUAAGACAUAUCAACGAAACUGUUUCUACAGAUCUAUUAAAAGACUGUAUUACAUUUGGUUAUUGGAAACUAGAUUGUAAGAAGCUAUCAAAGUUUUGCGCAAAGAAAACGUUUUAUAACCAAGAGAUUACGUCCCCUUGUGCGUUGGUCGUCGGAUACUGCAGUAACAACUCAGUCUGCACUAUAGACCGGUCUGCAGAGCUUGGUAUUAUUUGCUUAAAAACAAACUUGACGGUUCAAACUCUCACAAAUUCAACAAUACACAGGAACCAAGAAAUGACAUUUGUGAUAGUGGGAGGUUCUAUAGCUGCGGCAGUGAUCUUUCUCCUACUACUAAUUAUAAUUAUCUACCGUAAAUGUUCAAAAAGGAAUGUGCCGGUCACACAUCAUCAACCUUUCAACGACAUCCUGCUCAACAGCCGGUACAUUGGCGAUAAGAACGUAGAAUUCACGGCGUUUACUACCAAUGAUCUGCAAAAAUACACUAAAAAGAGAAAAACGAUAUUAAGUUUUUCGUUUCCAACAAAAUCCAUCAAAUCAAAUGACAAGAAUGGAGACAUAAUUGAAUACAAAUUGAAACAGCUCACUUUCAUUGAAGACCAGAAAGAAUUAAAGAAGCGACUUGAGCUAAAAUACCGUUCUCGGAGGACAAACAGCGUUUAAUACUUUAUUCUUCUAAGUUUUUUUGACAUGAUUUAAUGAUGUGAACUUUCAAAUAAGGAAUGAUCAAUUUACAUAUUUUUUUACGAAAUAAAAC
Molecule: messenger RNA, 2980 nt
Organism: Saccostrea echinata
Lineage: Eukaryota; Metazoa; Mollusca; Bivalvia; Ostreida; Ostreidae
Exons: 14
Coding region: 1-2886 (961 amino acids)
Molecular function (GO): protein binding; serine-type endopeptidase activity
Source: RefSeq, a predicted model, not a curated record